This is a messenger RNA of Varanus komodoensis (Komodo dragon), 741 nucleotides long. It is a transcript of the gene RNF182, whose product is annotated as ring finger protein 182. The coding region runs from base 1 to 741 and encodes 246 amino acids. The record is from RefSeq and is a predicted model, not a curated record. The transcript has a single exon. Lineage: Eukaryota; Metazoa; Chordata; Lepidosauria; Squamata; Varanidae.
AUGACCAGUCUACUUCCAGAGGAUACCAUGGAGCCCCAGAGCUCAGAUGAGCUGGAAUGCAAAAUCUGUUACAACCGUUAUAACUUGAGACAGAGAAAACCUAAAGUACUGGAGUGUUGCCACAGAGUAUGUGCCAAAUGCCUUUGCAAGAUCAUAGACUUUGGGGACUCUCCUCAGGGAGUCAUUGUUUGCCCAUUCUGUAGGUUCGAGACAUGCCUACCUGAUGAUGAGGUGAGUAGCCUUCCUGAUGAUAACAACAUCCUUGUAAAUUUGGCAUAUGGUGGAAAGGUGAAGAAGUGCCUACCAGACAAUCCUACAGAACUUUUACUGACUCCAAAAAGGCUUGCCUCCCUCGUUAGCCCUUCUCACACGUCUUCCAACUGUCUGGUUAUAACCAUUAUGGAAGUGCAGAGAGAGAGUCCUCCAACCCUGAACUCAACCCCUGUUGUGGAAUUCUACAGGCCCACAAGUUUUGACUCCGUUGCAUCCGUGUCACACAGCUGGACAGUGUGGAACUGUACAUCCUUGCUCUUCCAGACUACAAUUCGAGUCUUAGUUUGGUUGCUAGGCCUGCUGUAUUUUAGUUCCUUGCCGUUAGGGAUCUACUUACUGGUAUCAAAGAAAGUCACUCUUGGGGUAGUCUUUGUCAGCCUUGUUCCCUCGAGCCUUGUUAUUCUUAUGGUUUAUGGUUUUUGCCAGUGUAUAUGUCAUGAGUUUCUGGACUGUAUGUCAUCUUCUUAA